Messenger RNA from Metarhizium album ARSEF 1941, 567 nucleotides. RefSeq names its product Alkylmercury lyase. Bases 1 to 567 code for a protein of 188 amino acids. The record is from RefSeq and is a predicted model, not a curated record. NCBI's taxonomy places the organism in Eukaryota, Fungi, Ascomycota, Sordariomycetes, Hypocreales, Clavicipitaceae. Gene Ontology annotation, molecular function: alkylmercury lyase activity. The transcript is spliced from 2 exons.
AUGAAUCGUUCCAGCUUGCACGAAUUCAUCAUCCGCUCCUUUCUCCAAAACCAGCGUCCUCCCGCCGUCAGCGAGAUCGCCACCCGCUUCGAAAGCGAUGCGACCACGGCGCGGCAAGGUCUGCGAGCUUUGGAAGACUACCAUACCAUGGUGUUGUGCUGCACCCCCAAACCGACGAGGCGGAACGGCGACGCUGAAGACGAGGCUUGCGCUAUCGGCGACGAAGUGUCCGUCACGGUUCAGAACGGACGGUUGCUGGACACGGAUUUCGUGGUACACUUUCCAGUCCUCAUGCGCAAUGCCUGGGACAACGUCAUCUACACCUGCUCGGUCCAGCUACUGUUUCGCAAUGAGGCCGAGGUGGACGGAUGGUGUGCCACCAGAGGGAUUCCCAAGGGAGACGUACGCCCCAUCAAGCAAAUUUGGGGUUUUGCUGUCGAAUGGUAUGGCCGCCAUGCCGAUGCCGACUGGACGAAGUGGUCUUUGCGCGACGCGAUAGACAUUUUUAGCCGUCAUAAGCUGGCCGGUCCAAUUUGGGCCAUUGGAGACAAGGCAGAGCCCUUUUGA